This is a messenger RNA of Hippocampus zosterae (dwarf seahorse), 3906 nucleotides long. Its product is annotated as oligophrenin-1-like. The record is from RefSeq and is a predicted model, not a curated record. The coding region runs from base 344 to 2722 and encodes 792 amino acids. Gene Ontology annotation, molecular function: GTPase activator activity; protein binding. The transcript is spliced from 25 exons. Lineage: Eukaryota; Metazoa; Chordata; Actinopteri; Syngnathiformes; Syngnathidae. Gene Ontology annotation, biological process: signal transduction. Gene Ontology annotation, cellular component: cytoplasm.
CCUAAAUUUGUACUAUUCCUUGGCGUUUGAUAUACAAAUAACACCACUUGUAAGCUCGCAGUUUACAUUAAACAUUCCAUACAGCGACUUUUAAUGAGUUUGACUAAAAAUGAUGACAGCAGAAUGUCAAUAUGAGUCAUGAAAAUGCAAAGAUUUUGGAAUGGGACGUGUCCAAAAUUAAACCAGCCGCUCUUCUGAUAGCGACAUCACAACACUGGAAAAGUGGCAAAACGGGCGAAGAUUCGUGUAACUAAACGUCGGAAAGAGUCUGUCAGUCCCGGAAAAGCGAGGAAGUAAUUCGCACCGUCCGUCUUCCCCCCUUGGACUUGAGACUACAAGCAAGAUGGGGCAUCCCCCUCUGGAGUUUAGCGAUUGCUACUCGGACAGUCCUGACUUUAGGGAGACGCUUAAGUGCUACGAGCUGGAGCUGGAGAGAACUAGCAAGUUCCUUAAAGAGUUAAUAAAAGAUGGCAACAAUGUAAUUAAUGCAAUUAAAGGUUAUUCUCUGGCUGUGCAGAAGCUCUCGCAGACUCUCAGUGUGUUCCAGUUUGACUUCAUUGGUGACUCCCUGACCGAUGAUGAGAUCAACAUCGUGUUCUGUGACCUUUCAUCCGCAGCUCAGUCAUUCCAGGAGUUUGCGGGACUCUUACAGGAAGCGGAGCACGACAGGAUGAUGCUGGUUCAGAAUGCAUCAGAUCUGCUCAUCAAGCCUCUGGAGAAGUUCAGAAAGGAGCAAAUCGGUUUAACAAAAGAAAAGAGGAAAAAAUUUGAGAAAGAAGGUGAAAGAUACUACUCCCAGCUGGACAAGCACCUGAAUCUUUCUGCUAAGAAGAAGGAGAGUCAACUUCAAGACGCUGAUGAGAUCUUGUGUAAAGAGCGAGUCAACUUCUACGAGUCCUCUGUGGAGUAUGUGUACCAGAUCCAUCAGGUCCAAGAUAGGAAGAAGUUUGAUGUGGUGGAGCCUGUACUGGCAUUUCUCCACAGCGUCUUGACCCUCAACAACCUAACGGUGGAGAUGACGCAGGACUUCAUGCCCUACAAGCAAGAGCUGCAGCUCAGCCUGCAGAAUACGAGGAACCACUAUGAGAGCACUCGUGAGGAGAUGGAGGACCUCAUGAAGCGAAUGAAACACUCAUCGCAGAUCUGCAAAAGGCCCAGUUGGCUCCCCAUGGCCGGGUAUCUGUAUUGUCAGGAGAAGUGGGCCCUCGGUGUAACGUGGGUCAAAUACUACUGCAAAUACCACACAGAGGGACGACUGUUGGUUAUGGUUCCUUGUGAACAGAAACCCACCACUAAGCAGGGACCCACGCAGCUGACCCUGAAAUUUUGUGUGCGCCGGAAGACAGAUUCCAUCGACAAGCGCUUUUGUUUUGACGUGGAAGUUAACGAGAGAAACACGCCUGUCACGUUCCAGGCUCUCUCGGAGGGAGACAGGAAAUUGUGGAUGGAGGCCAUGGACGGAAAAGAACCUAUAUAUCACUCCCCGAUACACAAGCAAGCGGAAAUGGAGCUCAAUGAAACUGGAUUCAAGUUUGUGCGGAAGUGCAUCAACUAUGUGGAAGAAAAAGGAGUCACACAAGAGGGUGUGUAUCGAACAGUUGGCAGCAACAUCCAAGUGCAGAAGCUUCUCAAUGCCUUCUUUGCUCCUGGAAACUCAGGGGAUGUGGACCUGCAUUGUGGCGACUGGGACAUUAAAACUAUCACCAGUGCAAUGAAGUUCUAUUUAAGAAGUCUGUCUGAACCUCUGAUGACCUACGAUCUGCACCGAGACCUCGUUCUAGCUGCAAAAUCGGACAGUUUGGACUUCCGACUGAGCGAGAUUCACUCGAUUAUCUACAAAUUACCUGAAAGAAAUCGGGAGAUGCUUGAGAUGCUUCUCAAACACUUGGUGGUUGUGUGCAGUCACAGCAAAGACAACCUCAUGACAGCUUCAAACAUGGCCGUCAUCUACGGACCCACAUUGAUGAGAGCAAAGGAAGAGACGGUGGCCGCCAUGUUGGACAUCAAAUUCCAAAACAUUGUUGUGGAGAUUCUGAUCGAGGAAUACAAAAAGAUUUUCAGUCACAAGCCGGAGGACAGCAACGCCCCGCCCGUCCCUCCUCCACGCAUCACCCCGAGAAAGCGGCAGCCCAUCACCAUCUCCAAGCGGCCGCCUCGUCUUUAUCCACCUCUGAGUCACGAGCACUUCCUCCAGCCGCAGCACAUUGAGAAUGGCCAGAGCAGCGACUCUGCGAUGGAAGGCGAUGUCUCGGCGACCCCCGUUCCCUUGCAGAGGACCAAAUCUUCAAACUGCGCUCCACUUGUUCCCCGAGAACCUCUUCGCAGGCAAGCACCGCUCUGCAGAGCAGCUACCAGUCAGGUCGACUUUGACAUCAGUAAAGUAGAAAGGCCAGAGUCUUCUUCACUGCCAAAUGGAGAGCCUGGAGUCACCGUGAGUCGAGUAACUUCAGCACAGGGCAGAAGACCUCAUCCUAAAGGCGAAUAUGAUGGUCUGAGCAGAACUGGCAGAACACCUCAAAUUUCCAGACCCCCGAUUAGGCCUCCUGAGCCCCCCUCCAGGCAACCUUCUCUAAAGCUACAGAGUGCAGCCAGCAACGAUGGACCCGCUGCAUCCUAUGUUGCUUCAAAGGCUAAAUUUUUCGAGAAUGCCUCAAGACACGGUAGCAGUUUACCGCCUUCCCAGUCAUCAGCAGCGACAACGCAAGAAAAAAAAGAGAAUUGAAGAUGAGCGGAGCAUUUGGAAGCUGGAGGGGAUGAUGCCAUCAAUGGGCCGACAUGUCGUUCGCUAUUGGGAAGAGUGGGACGGCAACUGCUUGAGUAAUUUGUGUGCCUUGUUUGAAUCGUUUUAAGGCAACAUGGCCGCAAAGUGACAUUUGAAUGUGCGUUUAAGGCCAUCGUCCUGUUUCUGAACAUCAUUCCAAUGUUUCGGCGUUCACGUCUCUCUCGCCUGUGAGUUGUUCUACAGUGUUACAAUGUGGGAAUUUACAGUACCGGUACUCCUAAUUGGCUCUUAAAACAUUUGGGCACUUUUUAUAGUCUAUCCAUCCGUAACCUUUGUCUCAUCCGUCUGUGAUAAAUCCAAAACUUAUUUCAUUUGAAUGUGUUCGUUUGUUUAGAAAAUUGUAAUAUGAACUUAAUUUCAAGCCGAAUAUCUGACAAGACUGACCAAAGUGUAAAAGGAAACGGGAAAUCAAAUUUUCCAUUUCAAUUCCAGUGACUCAUCCACUUCCACCGAUUGCACAUCGUACAUCGGCCAUAAUUAGUGUUGAUACAUUUCCGACGUGAAAGGUAUUUUCUGCCUCCGUAGGUCAGCUUUUGCUUAAAAAAAAAAAAGAUUGUUUGCACCUCCAAUAACAUUUGGAGCAGAUGUUGUUACACAGUGUGAUAUUGAACUCCAUUGUUUCAUAUUUAUCUGCCAAGUUUUAUUCUUUCCCUCCAACCUGGAAAUUGCAGUUGUUCUUUUGUUUAAAUGUGAAAAAAAUGUAUAGUUUAAAGGGAAAAAUGCCUGUUACCACUGUUGUAUGAUGAGAUUAGAAUAUGUAGUGUUUCCAAUCUUUUUUGGUCUGUCAACAGUAGUAGACGUUAACAGUAGGAUGCCUUCCUGGUGCAUGCAGCAUAUGGUUUGUUUCAAAAAAAUUGUCAACGCUAAGAUUAGCACUUUUUUUUUUAAACUGGACUGCUUUCGAUAAACAGAUUGUCCCAACAGUAGUAUAACAGCCAGCAUUGUUUGUGACAGUAAACAGCUUGAGUUAACACGUUUGUUCUUUGCACGUUUUCCAUACACGUAGGAACUGUUGUUCACAGGGUGACCCGAUGGGUACAAAUGGAUACAAAACAAGCCAUUUGAUUGAGAGAAAAAAAUAUUUUACGAUGUGUAAAUAAAGAGGGGAGUGCUUUUUUUUCUCA